UAUAGUUUGACGAUCGUGUUGUAGCAUUUGAUAACCAUAUGCACAAUACAGAACAACUUGAGCUGGCGAUUCAUUGGUUUCAAGCUUCUUGGAAUAUUUUCACUUUCUCUAAUUUAAAUCUGGAAACUACAGUUGACUUUGAUAUAUUCUCUUUUGAUUUCUAUGACUCCCUCAUUCAUAUAUCUUUCUUUCCACUCUGCUGUUUCAUCCAUUGAGCUUCAUCUCCAGUAACAUUCAACUUGUCCAUUACAAAGAAGAUUACGUUUUCCCACACUAAUUAAUAUAUUCCAAGAAGAGGCAUUUUGCUUAAUACAUUUGAGUCCAAGAUGUUACCUACCACAAUUGAGUUGUCAUCAAAGUCAACGGUGGUCUUUGAGGAAGAGGAACAAGUGGUGAUGGAGAAAAUUCUCCGCGGAACAGAUCAGCUGAGCGUUAUCGCGAUUGUUGGUAUGCCUGGACUCGGUAAGACAACUCUUUCCAAAAAGUUAUACCACCAUGAAAACAUAGUAAAUCGAUUUGAUGUUCGUUCGUGGUGUACUUGUGCCUCUCAAGUCUAUGACAAGAGAAAAUUAUUGCUUGAAUUGUUGGAUUAUGAAUUUAAACGCCAUGUUGAAAUUGAGAGGAGUAAUGAUGAAUUAGUCCUACAAGUGCAAAGGUGUUUGAAGAAAAGGAGAUACUUAAUAGUUAUAGAUGAUGUAUGGAGCACUGCUAUAUGUGAUGACUUGGUCAGUUUUUUUCCAGAUGAUAACAACAGGAGUAGAAUAAUUGUAACUUCCAGGCUUAAUGAACUGUCUAAUUCUUCUGUAAAUUACUCGUUUUGCUAUACUCAUCGUCUUUCUUUUCUCGCAGAAGAUAAAAGUUGGUUGGUAUUAAGGAACACAGUAUUUAAUAAGGACGAAAGCUGCCCUCAAGAACUUGAGGAAAUAGGGAAGGAGAUAGCAAAAUAUUGUGCAGGAUUGCCUCUUGCAAUUGUUUUAAUAGGAGGUCUUCUUGCAAGAUUGGAUAAGAAAAAAGGCUAUUGGAUUAAAGUUGCUAAAAGGUUAAGUGUAAGUGCAGAAGUGGCUGGUGAAGUAGAGUGGUAUAUGGAUAUAAUAGAGUUAAAUUACAAGCAUUUUCCACAUUGUUUAAAGCAAUGCUUUCUUUACUUUGGUUUGUUUCUUGAGGAUGAGGAAGUUUCAGUUAAGAAGUUGAUAAGAUUAUGGGUUGCUGAAGGUUUUGUACAGAGUAAUGAGGUGAAGAUUGCAGAGAUUGUCGCGGUGGACUAUUUGAUUGAUCUUAUUACAAGUAAUCUUGUCAUGGUCGCGCAAAGAUUUCCACUUGGUGACAUAAAAGCAGUUCGUCUUCAUGAUUUGGUACAAGAUUUUUGCUUGAAUAAAGCUAAAGAAGAGAAUUUUUUGCUGAAAGUUGAUCGAUCCCAAGCUUUUGAUCCUGCUAUUUCUAAUUCAGCGAGUGAUGUACAAAGGUUCCUAGUUUACUCUAAAAUGCAGCACUUUAUCAAGUGGCUUCAUCCAACCCAACGCAUCAAUACUCUGAGGUUAUAUGCCCAAAACAUUAACGAAUUUUACCAUUUAACUGACGGUGAAAUGAGCAAAUGCAUCACAACAAGUGGAGCUUUCAGUUCAAAUUUGUUCAGAUCAUCACUUACAGUACUGGACUUGGAGAACGUUGUGAUUGAUGCUUCAGCUCUCGAGGACAUAACAUCCUUAAUUCACUUGAGGUACUUGUCAAUUUUCGGUAAUUUUAGUGAAAUUCCACCAGCUAUAUCGAAACUUACAAACCUGGAAACAUUAGUCGCGACACCAAGAAGUGGUACCUUAACUCUUCCGGGGUCUAUAUGGGACAUGAUAAACUUAAAACAUAUGAAUACAAGUGAAGCAAUGAUACAUUUCAACGGCGUUGAGACUGUAAAGGAAUUCAUUUUCAAGUUAGAGAAAUUAGAAAGCUUUUCGAAAGUAGUCAUAGUAAAUGAUGAUGAUCUAUGUGAAAUGUGCAACAGAGCACCAAACUUAGUCCAACUUGAACUUAUAAUUUUGGAGCAAUGUGGCUCUUUUUUCAGCUCUCUCAAGUGUUUAAUAUAUUUAGAAACACUAAGUAUCUAUCGCUGUGGCGAUUUUGCAAUGAGUGGAAUUAACAUGUUCUUCCCUGAAAGCCUAAAAGAGCUAACUCUAUCUAGCUGUUGCAUAUCAUGGGAUGAAAUUUCAGCAAUUGGUGCAUUAUACAACUUAGAGGUGCUCAAUCUUCUUUCUUCCUUCACUGGGAGAAAAUGGACAGUUGGUGUUGGGGGUUUUGUUAACCUUAGGCUAUUGAAGAUAGAACAUAAUUCUAUCAAAAAUUGGAAUACGUCAGUUGAUUCAUUUCCCUGUCUUGAGCAAUUGGUGUUGCGUUGGUGCGAUAGACUUGAGGCGAUCCCUGAGAGUUUUGGGUGCAUGCCUUCACUGCAGAAGAUUGAGGCACUUGCUUGUUGCCCCUCUGUCGGGAAAUCUGCUGUGAAAAUUAGGAAUAUGCAGAGGGAUGAUAUGAAAAAUUCUGACUUCAGAGUCAUCAUAUCUUUAAAUUAGCGUUGAUCUUUUUUCCUCUUAUUUUCGGUCAUUUUAAAGUCAACCCACGCAUUCUGAUUCACUUUACCCAAUAAAGGGCUGUUUGAAAUAGAGAUUGCUGCUUCCACAAUCCGACCUUCCUAAACACUUCUUUUCUUGCUGCACAUUUUCUCGUGUUUUUAUGUGUUGUUCUCUUGAGUUAGAUCUUUCACUGCUAGCUAUUUUGCUUGAAGAUUUAAUGUAGUCUUAUGAAUUUGAAUUC
Molecule: messenger RNA, 2799 nt
Organism: Lycium ferocissimum
Lineage: Eukaryota; Viridiplantae; Streptophyta; Magnoliopsida; Solanales; Solanaceae
Product: putative late blight resistance protein homolog R1C-3
Exons: 2
Coding region: 327-2558 (743 amino acids)
Biological process (GO): defense response to other organism
Molecular function (GO): ADP binding
Source: RefSeq, a predicted model, not a curated record